Messenger RNA from Ylistrum balloti, 1704 nucleotides. RefSeq names its product multiple epidermal growth factor-like domains protein 11. Gene Ontology annotation, molecular function: scavenger receptor activity. The transcript is spliced from 16 exons. NCBI's taxonomy places the organism in Eukaryota, Metazoa, Mollusca, Bivalvia, Pectinida, Pectinidae. Bases 1 to 1704 code for a protein of 567 amino acids. The record is from RefSeq and is a predicted model, not a curated record.
AUGGCUGUUACAAGAGCUGUGUUUACCAGGGAUGUGUUUCUGAUCCUAUUCAUCUUCCUCCAAACCAGCAGAUCUGAAAGUAAUCUCGCUUUAUUGAAGAAUGCUUCGCAAAGUUCCGAUCUUGGCGAUACAUGGACAGCCAGUAAAGUUGUGGAUAACUGUGUGGCUACAAAUAUUGCAAAGGGCUGCUGUACACAUACAAAACCUGGAGUUCACAAGGAGGCCUGGUGGCGUGUAGAUCUUGGAGAGUUAAUGACUGUAGAUAAAAUCAAAAUUUAUUACAGACACGGUUUUCAAUACAGACUUGCGGGUUAUCAUCUUUACCUGUCUAAUACCACCGACACACCGACCCAAGGUGCCCUCUGUUAUGAGGAUAAGAGUAUUGAAAAGACUGAUGUACAGUUGGUGGUAACACAUCAGUGCCCGUAUGUAGCCCAGUAUGUCACCGUCUACAACUAUAGAAACAACACUACGCGGAAAGGAUGGUAUUCUAAAUACGCUGUUCUUGAGUUAUGCGAGGUACAGGUGUUUGGCUGUCAGGUAGGGAGUUACGGUGAUGGAGACUGUGAUAAUCUAUGUCCAGACAAUUGCUAUGGCGGCAACUGUAAUCCUACGACCGGAUCUUGUUUGUAUUGCUUUCCGGGGAAUUAUGGCAUUAACUGCAACAAUAUUUGUCCCGUGAACUGUGGAGACUCUAUUUGUGAGAAGGACACUGGGUUUUGUUUUCGAUGCGUUUCCAGAAAACAUGGUACCAAAUGUGAAGAUGACUGUCCUGUGAAUUGUAAGGAUACCUGUGGACAGGAUACAGGAAAUUGUAAUGAAUGCGUUUCCGGAAAACAUGGUACUACAUGUGAAGGUGACUGUCCUGUGAAUUGUAAGGAUACAUGUGAGCAGGAUACGGGGAAUUGUAAUGGAUGCGUUUCCGGAAAACGUGGUCCUACAUGUGAAGAUGACUGUCCUGUGAAUUGUAAGGAUAUGUGUGAGCAAGAUACGGAGAAUUGUAAUGAAUGUGUUUCUGGAAGACGUGGUACUACAUGUGAAGAUGACUGUCCUGUGAAUUGUAAGGAUGCAUGUGAGCAGUAUACCGGGAAUUGUAAUGAAUGUGUUUCUGGAAGACGUGGUACUACAUGUGAAGAUGACUGUCCUGUGAAUUGUAAAAAUACAUGUGAGCAGGAAACGGGGAAUUGUAGUGAAUGUACAACAGGAAAAUACGGGGAUGGGUGUGCUAUUGAUUGCCCUAUGAACUGUAAAGACAGCAUGUGUCAUCGGAAAACGGGACUUUGUUAUGAUUGUAUUAUUGGAACGUAUGGUGCAACAUGUUCCUUAACGUGCCCUGUGACAUGUAAAGAUUUCGUGUGCGAUCAACAAACUGGCCAAUGCUUGGAAUGUUAUCCGGGAAAGUAUGGAGUCGUGUGUGGUGCAGAUUGUCCGGACACUUGUACUGACAACACGUGUAACAAGGAUGACGGUCAUUGCAUUAGCGCUGCCGAUGCUAAGCUGAUCAUAAUGGCUGUCCUUUGCGGUCUACUGAUUGCUGUGGUCAUCACAACGGUUAUAUGUCUACUUCGUUUACACAGAAGAAAUGAAAUCAGAAAAAAGUCACCAGAUCAGGAUAAAGAAUCACCCGUUCCAGAUCCAAACUAUACGUCUCUUUCCAAUGAACAGGGAGAAGCGCCUCACAUCUAUGAAAUGAUCGUCAAAUAA